Molecule: messenger RNA, 8478 nt
Organism: Leishmania braziliensis MHOM/BR/75/M2904
Lineage: Eukaryota; Euglenozoa; Kinetoplastea; Trypanosomatida; Trypanosomatidae
Exons: 1
Coding region: 1-8478 (2825 amino acids)
Source: RefSeq, a predicted model, not a curated record
AUGCACUGCCGUGGUGGCCCCCUUCUUUCUUUCUUUCAGAUGCACUGCCGUGGUGGCCCCCUUCUUUCUUUUUUUCAGAGGCCUGCCGGGGGGGCCCCCUUUUUUCUUUUUUUCAGAUGCACUGCCGUGGUGGCCCCCUUCUUUUUUUUUUUCCAAGGCCUGCCGGGGGGGCCCCCUUCUUUUUUUUUUUCAAAGGCCUGCCGUGGUGGCCCCCUUCUUUCUUUUUUUCAGAUGCACUGCCGUGGGGGCCCCCUUCUUUAUUUUUUUCAGAGGCACUGCCGUGGUGGCCCCCUUCUUUCUCUUUUUUCCGAGGCCUGCCGUGGUGGCCCCCUUCUUUAUUUUUUUCAGAUGCACUGCCGUGGUGGCCCCCUUCUUUAUUUUUUUCAGAUGCACUGCCGUGGUGGCCCCCUUCUUUCUCUUUUUUCCGAGGCCUGCCGUGGUGGCCCCCUUCUUUAUUUCUUUCAGAUGCACUGCCGUGGUGGCCCCCUUCUUUCUCUUUUCUCCGAGGCCUGCCGUGGUGGCCCCCUUUCUUUCUUUUUUUCAGAUGCACUGCCGUGGUGGCCCCCUUCUUUCUUUUCUUCAGAUGCACUGCCGUGGUGGCCCCCUUCUUUAUUUCUUUCAGAUGCACUGCCGUGGUGGCCCCCUUCUUUCUCUUUUCUCCGAGGCCUGCCGUGGUGGCCCCCUUCUUUAUUUCUUUCAGAUGCACUGCCGUGGUGGCCCCCUUCUUUAUUUCUUUCAGAUGCACUGCCGUGGUGGCCCCCUUCUUUCUCUUUUCUCCGAGGCCUGCCGUGGUGGCCCCCUUCUUUAUUUCUUUCAGAUGCACUGCCGUGGUGGCCCCCUUCUUUCUCUUUUCUCCGAGGCCUGCCGUGGUGGCCCCCUUCUUUAUUUCUUUCAGAUGCACUGCCGUGGUGGCCCCCUUCUUUCUCUUUUCUCCGAGGCCUGCCGUGGUGGCCCCCUUCUUUAUUUCUUUCAGAUGCACUGCCGUGGUGGCCCCCUUCUUUCUCUUUUCUCCGAGGCCUGCCGUGGUGGCCCCCUUCUUUAUUUCUUUCAGAUGCACUGCCGUGGUGGCCCCCUUCUUUAUUUCUUUCAGAUGCACUGCCGUGGUGGCCCCCUUCUUUAUUUUUUUCAGAUGCACUGCCGUGGUGGCCCCCUUUCUUUCUUUUUUUUCAGAGGCCUGCCGUGGGGGCCCCCUUUUUUUUUUUUUUCAAAUGCCCUGCCGGGGGGGCCCCCUUUUUUUUUUUUUUCAAAUGCCCUGCCGGGGGGGCCCCCUUCUUUAUUUUUUUCAGAUGCACUGCCGUGGGGGCCCCCUUCUUUAUUUUUUUCAGAUGCACUGCCGUGGGGGCCCCCUUCUUUUUUUUUUUCAGAUGCCCUGCCGUGGUGGCCCCCUUUCUUUAUUUCUUUCAGAUGCACUGCCGUGGUGGCCCCCUUCUUUAUUUUUUUCAGAUGCCCUGCCGUGGUGGCCCCCUUCUUUAUUUCUUUCAGAUGCACUGCCGUGGUGGCCCCCUUCUUUAUUUUUUUCAGAUGCCCUGCCGUGGUGGCCCCCUUCUUUAUUUCUUUCAGAUGCACUGCCGUGGUGGCCCCCUUCUUUAUUUUUUUCAGAUGCCCUGCCGUGGUGGCCCCCUUCUUUAUUUCUUUCAGAUGCACUGCCGUGGUGGCCCCCUUCUUUAUUUUUUUCAGAUGCCCUGCCGUGGUGGCCCCCUUCUUUAUUUCUUUCAGAUGCCCUGCCGUGGUGGCCCCCUUCUUUCUUUCUUUCAGAUGCCCUGCCGUGGUGGCCCCCUUCUUUCUUUUUUUCAGAUGCCUGCCGUGGUGGCCCCCUUUCUUUCUUUUUUUCAGAGGCCUGCCGUGGUGGCCCCCUUCUUUAUUUCUUUCAGAUGCACUGCCGUGGUGGCCCCCUUCUUUCUCUUUUUUCCGAGGCCUGCCGUGGUGGCCCCCUUCUUUAUUUCUUUCAGAUGCCCUGCCGUGGUGGCCCUCUUCUUUCUCUUUUCUCCGAGGCCUGCCGUGGUGGCCCCCUUCUUUAUUUCUUUCAGAUGCACUGCCGUGGUGGCCCCCUUCUUUAUUUCUUUCAGAGGCACUGCCGUGGUGGCCCCCUUCUUUAUUUCUUUCAGAUGCACUGCCGUGGUGGCCCCCUUCUUUCUUUUUCUCCGAGGCCUGCCGUGGUGGCCCCCUUCUUUCUUUCUUUCAGAUGCACUGCCGUGGUGGCCCCCUUUCUUUCUCUUUUCUCCGAGGCCUGCCGUGGUGGCCCCCUUCUUUCUUUCUUUCAGAUGCCCUGCCGUGGUGGCCCCCUUCUUUCUUUUUUUCAGAUGCACUGCCGUGGUGGCCCCCUUCUUUAUUUCUUUCAGAUGCACUGCCGUGGUGGCCCCCUUCUUUAUUUUUUUCAGAUGCACUGCCGUGGUGGCCCCCUUCUUUAUUUCUUUCAGAUGCACUGCCGUGGUGGCCCCCUUCUUUAUUUUUUUCAGAUGCACUGCCGUGGUGGCCCCCUUCUUUAUUUCUUUCAGAUGCACUGCCGUGGUGGCCCCCUUCUUUAUUUCUUUCAGAUGCACUGCCGUGGUGGCCCCCUUCUUUCUCUUUUCUCCGAGGCCUGCCGUGGUGGCCCCCUUCUUUAUUUCUUUCAGAUGCACUGCCGUGGUGGCCCCCUUCUUUAUUUCUUUCAGAUGCACUGCCGUGGUGGCCCCCUUCUUUAUUUCUUUCAGAUGCACUGCCGUGGUGGCCCCCUUCUUUAUUUCUUUCAGAUGCACUGCCGUGGUGGCCCCCUUCUUUAUUUUUUUCAGAUGCACUGCCGUGGUGGUCCCCUUCUUUAUUUCUUUCAGAUGCACUGCCGUGGUGGUCCCCUUCUUUAUUUCUUUCAGAUGCACUGCCGUGGUGGCCCCCUUCUUUAUUUCUUUCAGAUGCACUGCCGUGGUGGCCCCCUUCUUUCUUUUUUUCAGAUGCCCUGCCGUGGUGGCCCCCUUUCUUUCUCUUUUUUCAGAUGCCCUGCCGUGGUGGCCCCCUUUCUUUAUUUCUUUCAGAUGCACUGCCGUGGUGGCCCCCUUCUUUAUUUCUUUCAGAUGCACUGCCGUGGUGGCCCCCUUCUUUAUUUUUUUCAGAUGCACUGCCGUGGUGGCCCCCUUCUUUAUUUUUUUCAGAUGCACUGCCGUGGUGGCCCCCUUUCUUUAUUUCUUUCAGAUGCACUGCCGUGGUGGCCCCCUUCUUUAUUUUUUUCAGAUGCACUGCCGUGGGGGCCCCCUUCUUUCUUUUUCUUCAGAUGCCCUGCCGUGGUGGCCCCCUUCUUUAUUUUUUUCAGAUGCCCUGCCGUGGUGGCCCCCUUCUUUAUUUUUUUCAGAUGCCCUGCCGUGGUGGCCCCCUUCUUUAUUUCUUUCAGAUGCCCUGCCGUGGUGGCCCCCUUCUUUAUUUUUUUCAGAUGCACUGCCGUGGUGGCCCCCUUCUUUAUUUUUUUCAGAGGCACUGCCGUGGUGGCCCCCUUCUUUAUUUUUUUCAGAUGCACUGCCGUGGUGGCCCCCUUCUUUCUUUUUUUCAGAUGCACUGCCGUGGUGGCCCCCUUCUUUAUUUUUUUCAGAGCCCUGCCGUGGUGGCCCCCUUCUUUAUUUUUUUCAGAUGCACUGCCGUGGUGGCCCCCUUCUUUCUUUCUUUCAGAUGCCCUGCCGUGGUGGCCCCCUUCUUUAUUUCUUUCAGAUGCCCUGCCGUGGUGGCCCCCUUUCUUUCUUUUUUUCAGAGGCCUGCCGUGGUGGCCCCCUUCUUUAUUUCUUUCAGAUGCACUGCCGUGGUGGCCCCCUUCUUUAUUUCUUUCAGAUGCCCUGCCGUGGUGGCCCCCUUCUUUAUUUCUUUCAGAUGCCCUGCCGUGGUGGCCCCCUUCUUUAUUUCUUUCAGAUGCACUGCCGUGGUGGCCCCCUUCUUUAUUUCUUUCAGAUGCACUGCCGUGGUGGCCCCCUUCUUUAUUUCUUUCAGAUGCACUGCCGUGGUGGCCCCCUUCUUUAUUUCUUUCAGAUGCACUGCCGUGGUGGCCCCCUUCUUUAUUUCUUUCAGAUGCACUGCCGUGGUGGCCCCCUUCUUUAUUUUUUUCAGAUGCCCUGCCGUGGUGGCCCCCUUCUUUAUUUCUUUCAGAUGCACUGCCGUGGAGGCCCCCUUCUUUCUUUUUUCUCCGAGGCCUGCCGUGGUGGCCCCCUUCUUUAUUUCUUUCAGAUGCACUGCCGUGGAGGCCCCCUUCUUUCUCUUUUCUCCGAGGCCUGCCGUGGUGGCCCCCUUCUUUAUUUCUUUCAGAUGCCCUGCCGUGGUGGCCCCCUUCUUUCUUUUCUUCAGAUGCCUUGCCGUGGUGGCCCCCUUCUUUAUUUCUUUCAGAUGCACUGCCGUGGUGGCCCCCUUUCUUUCUCUUUUCUCCGAGGCGUGCCGUGGUGGUCCCCUUCUUUAUUUCUUUCAGAUGCACUGCCGUGGAGGCCCCCUUCUUUAUUUCUUUCAGAUGCACUGCCGUGGUGGCCCCCUUCUUUCUUUCUUUCAGAUGCCCUGCCGUGGUGGCCCCCUUCUUUAUUUCUUUCAGAUGCACUGCCGUGGUGGCCCCCUUCUUUCUUUUCUUCAGUUGCACUGCCGUGGUGGCCCCCUUCUUUAUUUCUUUCAGAUGCCCUGCCGUGGUGGCCCCCUUCUUUAUUUCUUUCAGAUGCCCUGCCGUGGUGGCCCCCUUCUUUAUUUCUUUCAGAUGCACUGCCGUGGUGGCCCCCUUCUUUCUUUCUUUCAGAUGCCCUGCCGUGGUGGCCCCCUUCUUUAUUUCUUUCAGAUGCACUGCCGUGGUGGCCCCCUUCUUUCUUUCUUUCAGAUGCACUGCCGUGGUGGCCCCCUUUCUUUCUUUUCUUCAGAUGCCCUGCCGUGGUGGCCCCCUUUCUUUCUCUUUUCUCCGAGGCCUGCCGUGGUGGCCCCCUUCUUUCUUUCUUUCAGAUGCACUGCCGUGGUGGCCCCCUUCUUUAUUUCUUUCAGAUGCACUGCCGUGGUGGCCCCCUUCUUUCUCUUUUCUCCGAGGCCUGCCGUGGUGGCCCCCUUCUUUAUUUCUUUCAGAUGCACUGCCGUGGUGGCCCCCUUUCUUUCUCUUUUCUCCAAGGCCUGCCGUGGUGGCCCCCUUCUUUAUUUCUUUCAGAUGCACUGCCGUGGUGGCCCCCUUCUUUAUCUUUUUUCCGAGCCCUGCCGUGGUGGCCCCCUUCUUUAUUUCUUUCAAAUGCACUGCCGUGGUGGCCCCCUUCUUUAUUUCUUUCAGAUGCACUGCCGUGGUGGCCCCCUUCUUUCUUUUUUUCAGAGGCCUGCCGUGGUGGCCCCCUUCUUUAUUUCUUUCAGAUGCACUGCCGUGGUGGCCCCCUUUCUUUUUUUUUUUUAAAAGGCCCGGCCGGGGGGGCCCCCUUUUUUUUUUUUUUCAAAUGCCCUGCCGGGGGGGCCCCCUUUUUUUUUUUUUUCAGAUGCACUGCCGGGGGGGCCCCCUUUUUUUUUUUUUUCAAAUGCCCUGCCGGGGGGGCCCCCUUUUUUUUUUUUUUCAAAUGCACUGCCGGGGGGGCCCCCUUUUUUUUUUUUUUCAGAGGCCCUGCCGGGGGGGCCCCCUUUUUUUUUUUUUUCAAAUGCCCUGCCGUGGGGGGCCCCCUUUUUUUUUUUUUUCAAAAGGCCUGCCGGGGGGGCCCCCUUUUUUUUUUUUUUCAAAAGCCCUGCCGGGGGGGCCCCCUUUUUUUUUUUUUUCAAAUGCACUGCCGGGGGGGCCCCCUUUUUUUUUUUUUUUCAAAGGCCCGCCGGGGGGGGCCCCCUUUUUUUUUUUUUCUAAGAAGCCGGCCGGGGGGGCCCCCUUUUUUUUUUUUUUUAAAAGGCCUGCCGGGGGGGCCCCCUUUUUUUUUUUUUUCAGAAGCACUGCCGGGGGGGCCCCCUUUUUUUUUUUUUUCAGAUGCCCUGCCGGGGGGGCCCCCUUUCUUUCUUUUUUUUCCGAGGCCUGCCGGGGGGGCCCCCUUUCUUUAUUUUUUUUCAGAUGCACUGCCGUGGUGGCCCCCUUCUUUUUUUUUUUCAGAUGCACUGCCGUGGUGGCCCCCUUCUUUAUUUUUUUCAGAUGCACUGCCGUGGUGGCCCCCUUCUUUCUUUCUUUCAGAUGCCCUGCCGUGGUGGCCCCCUUCUUUCUUUCUUUCAGAUGCACUGCCGUGGUGGCCCCCUUCUUUCUCUUUUCUCCGAGGCCUGCCGUGGUGGUCCCCUUCUUUAUUUCUUUCAGAUGCACUGCCGUGGUGGCCCCCUUUCUUUCUCUUUUCUCCGAGGCCUGCCGUGGUGGCCCCCUUCUUUAUUUCUUUCAGAUGCACUGCCGUGGUGGUCCCCUUCUUUCUUUCUUUCAGAUGCACUGCCGUGGUGGCCCUCUUCUUUCUCUUUUCUCGGAGGCCUGCCGUGGUGGCCCCCUUCUUUAUUUCUUUCAGAUGCACUGCCGUGGUGGCCCCCUUCUUUCUUUCUUUCAGAUGCCCUGCCGUGGUGGCCCCCUUCUUUAUUUCUUUCAGAUGCACUGCCGUGGUGGCCCCCUUCUUUCUUUCUUUCAGAUGCACUGCCGUGGUGGCCCCCUUUCUUUCUCUUUUCUCCGAGGCCUGCCGUGGUGGCCCCCUUCUUUAUUUCUUUCAGAUGCACUGCCGUGGUGGCCCCCUUCUUUCUCUUUUCUCCGAGGCCUGCCGUGGUGGCCCCCUUCUUUCUUUUCUUCAGAUGCACUGCCGUGGUGGUCCCCUUCUUUAUUUCUUUCAGAUGCACUGCCGUGGUGGCCCCCUUCUUUAUUUCUUUCAGAUGCACUGCCGUGGUGGCCCUCUUCUUUCUCUUUUCUCCAAGGCCUGCCGUGGUGGCCCCCUUCUUUAUUUCUUUCAGAUGCACUGCCGUGGUGGCCCCCUUCUUUCUCUUUUCUCCGAGGCCUGCCGUGGUGGCCCCCUUCUUUCUUUCUUUCAGAUGCACUGCCGUGGUGGCCCCCUUCUUUAUUUCUUUCAGAUGCACUGCCGUGGUGGCCCCCUUCUUUCUCUUUUCUCCGAGGCCUGCCGUGGUGGCCCCCUUCUUUAUUUCUUUCAGAUGCACUGCCGUGGUGGCCCCCUUCUUUCUCUUUUCUCCAAGGCCUGCCGUGGUGGCCCCCUUCUUUCUUUCUUUCAGAUGCACUGCCGUGGUGGCCCCCUUCUUUAUUUUUUUCCGAGGCACUGCCGUGGUGGCCCCCUUCUUUCUUUUUUUCAGAUGCACUGCCGUGGUGGCCCCCUUCUUUCUUUUUUUCCGAGGCACUGCCGUGGUGGCCCCCUUCUUUAUUUCUUUCAGAUGCACUGCCGUGGUGGCCCCCUUCUUUCUCUUUUCUCCGAGGCCUGCCGUGGUGGCCCCCUUCUUUAUUUCUUUCAGAUGCACUGCCGUGGUGGCCCCCUUCUUUAUUUCUUUCAGAUGCACUGCCGUGGUGGCCCCCUUCUUUUUUUUUCUCAGAGGCCUGCCGUGGUGGCCCCCUUCUUUAUUUCUUUCAGAUGCACUGCCGUGGUGGCCCUCUUCUUUAUUUCUUUCAGAUGCACUGCCGUGGUGGCCCCCUUCUUUAUUUCUUUCAGAUGCACUGCCGUGGUGGCCCCCUUCUUUCUUUCUUUCAGAUGCACUGCCGUGGUGGCCCCCUUCUUUCUCUUUUCUCCGAGGCCUGCCGUGGUGGCCCCCUUCUUUAUUUCUUUCAGAUGCACUGCCGUGGUGGCCCUCUUCUUUAUUUCUUUCAGAUGCACUGCCGUGGUGGUCCCCUUCUUUAUUUCUUUCAGAUGCACUGCCGUGGUGGCCCUCUUCUUUCUCUUUUCUCGGAGGCCUGCCGUGGUGGCCCCCUUCUUUAUUUCUUUCAGAUGCACUGCCGUAGUGGCCCCCUUCUUUCUUUCUUUCAGAUGCCCUGCCGUGGUGGCCCCCUUCUUUCUUUUCUUCAGAUGCACUGCCGUGGUGGCCCCCUUCUUUAUUUCUUUCAGAUGCACUGCCGUGGUGGCCCCCUUCUUUAUUUCUUUCAGAUGCACUGCCGUGGUGGCCCCCUUCUUUCUCUUUUCUCCGAGGCCUGCCGUGGUGGCCCCCUUCUUUAUUUCUUUCAGAUGCACUGCCGUGGUGGCCCUCUUCUUUAUUUCUUUCAGAUGCACUGCCGUGGUGGCCCCCUUCUUUAUUUCUUUCAGAUGCACUGCCGUGGUGGCCCCCUUCUUUCUCUUUUCUCCGAGGCCUGCCGUGGUGGUCCCCUUCUUUAUUUCUUUCAGAUGCACUGCCGUGGUGGCCCCCUUUCUUUCUCUUUUCUCCGAGGCCUGCCGUGGUGGCCCCCUUCUUUAUUUCUUUCAGAUGCACUGCCGUGGUGGCCCCCUUCUUUUUUUUUUUCACAUGCACUGCCGGGGGGGCCCCCUUUCUUUUUUUUUUUUCAAAGCCCUGCCGUGGUGGCCCCCUUUUUUUUUUUUUUCAAAUGCCCUGCCGGGGGGGCCCCCUCUUUUUUUUUUUUCCAAGGCCUGCCGGGGGGGCCCCCUUUUUUUUUUUUUUUAA